Messenger RNA from Rhodofomes roseus, 1099 nucleotides. RefSeq lists its product as uncharacterized. The transcript is spliced from 6 exons. The coding region runs from base 182 to 979 and encodes 265 amino acids. The record is from RefSeq and is a predicted model, not a curated record. NCBI's taxonomy places the organism in Eukaryota, Fungi, Basidiomycota, Agaricomycetes, Polyporales, Fomitopsidaceae.
CAACCUGGCCACAACUUGUACUGCUGCCAUCAAUUUCGCUAGUCAAGCUAGUCAAGACUCGCCGGAGUGCAGCCCAGUGAGCGACGAUAUCACUAAUAAAUAGGCGCCUGAACGAGCGUGGCACUAAUGGGCCGGGCGCUUUCCCACUUCAAGUUCUCCUCCUUAACCACGACCGCGACUGAUGUGGUAUGACUCCGAGAUGCCUUGGGAGAUUAUGCACGCGGCUGACCAGGCCACGAACACGCUCUACGGGACAUCAAGCUUCAAGCUUUCAAGCUUCACCCGUUGUACCAACUGGACUGGCCAGGAUCGACGAUUCAAUGCAUCUUCGCGCACGCCUUCCGGCACAAUUGCCAUGUCUGUGCACUUUGACUCAAACAUACCACCUCUAUCAUAUCCUUACCGCAGCAAGACAAUGUCAGGCUCCAAACACGAACUCGCCCCCGGCGCCAUAGCUGGCAUCGUAAUAGGAACACUACUGGUUCUUGUCGUCUUAUCCGCUACUGGGAUUCUUCUUUUUCAUCGGAGACGAGUUGGCUUCCCCGCUACGCCCCAUCUUCCCUCGAGCUCUGAAAAGCCCGCGCCUCUCAGCAAGACGCCGCAACGACGCGUGAGGCGCGCGCCGUCCCGGAAGCCAUCGCCCAGCCUCAGGCUCACCGCAGACCUCGUCAGCUUUCCGAAGCCCCUUGCGCGGGCCGGUCGCGACCUCGACAAAGACUGCGGGAACACGUCCGUGUCUACGCUCAACGUGGUCAUCUCGCCCUCGCUCCCGCGUAUCUUCAAAGUCGACACAGAGGACGGCGAGGGUGCCGCUGUCGAGGUGCGCGUUACUCCGCCCACGCCUGUUGCGAGCCGCGGCGACCUUGGCAUGCCGUCGCCGACAAAGGGUCGACCUCUUAGGAAGAAGGCCCCAUCGGGCAUAGGACUGGGUAUGGUGCAUCUACAGGGCGAAGGCGAAUCGAAGUGGUGGGCGGUGUAGGGGCGCCAACUUUGUUUCGGAUGACUGGUGCCGCCAAUGAUGCCUAUAUGCCGUUGAGCCGCGAACUCUGUCCAGUAAUCCAAAGAGCGUUGCUGAUAGCCCCAACUGUUUGAGAAUCUG